UCCAGAUUCAGAGGGGUCAUAUUUCCCCAGAAAAGCUAUCAGUGACAAAUUGGGUUGGCUCCUUCAGCCAUCAACACUUUUGGGUUCCCUUAUUUCAUAUCAACAUGACCCAAAGCUUCUUGCUUUUGUCACUUCUCUAUCAAACUCUGCACCCAAAGUUCUCAUCUUUGCGUUUCAAGAUGUCCAAUUUGUUCAAGUGGGUACCAGUUAUUGCUGUAUUUUGCGUUCUGGGUUCGAUCAACGCCUCCGCAUUUGGCUCUCCUGCUUCUUCGGAGACCACUAUGCAUACUAACAAUUGGGCUGUUCUUGUCUGCACCUCUCGCUUCUGGUUUAAUUAUCGACACAUGGCCAAUACUCUAUCCCUGUACAGGACGGUUAAGCGACUUGGAAUACCUGAUGAGAGGAUAAUACUCAUGCUGGCAGAUGACAUGGCCUGUAAUGCUAGAAACAAGUACCCUGCCCAAGUUUUUAAUAAUGAAAACCACAAACUUAACUUGUAUGGAGAUAAUGUUGAGGUAGAUUAUCGAGGUUAUGAAGUGACGGUUGAAAAUUUUUUACGUGUGUUGACUGGCCGCCACGAGACUGCUGUUCCAAGAUCUAAGCGUCUUUUAAGUGAUGAAGGAAGCCACAUUCUUUUGUAUAUGACUGGGCAUGGAGGAGAUCAGUUUUUGAAGUUUCAAGACUCAGAAGAGCUCCAAAGUCAUGAUUUAGCUGAUGCCGUGAAACAAAUGAAAGAAAAGCGCAGGUUCAAGGAGUUGUUGAUAAUGGUGGACACUUGCCAAGCUGCUACUCUCUUCUCUCAGCUUCAAUCACCUGGUGUUUUGGCUAUUGGAAGUAGCAUGAAAGGAGAAAAUUCAUACUCGCACCACUUGGACUCUGAUGUUGGUGUCUCUGUUGUGGAUCGUUUUACCUAUUACACCCUUGCAUUCUUUGAGAAGCUAAAUAUGUAUGACAAUGCUUCUGUGAGCAGUCUUUUUAAUUCAUAUGACCCGAGCUUGUUGAUGUCAACUGCCUAUUACCGAACAGAUCUGUACCAGCAUCGUCUUGAAGAGGUACCUGUGACAAACUUCUUUGGAUCAGUCAUGGAAACCAUACAUACUGAUUCAGCCUACAACGGCCUUCAAAGGAAAAGUUACAGCAGAGCUAAAAGCAAUACGCAUCAAUCAGUUAAUGGUGAUGAAAGAACUCUGGCUGAUUCAAAUGGUCAGAAUCAAUUCAGUGACCUGAAAAAAGAGGAUCAGCAAGGGGUUUUCAGACAUUUGUGGAACAUUUAUAAUGACAAGGUUGGAAAAAUUGAAGAUGCGGAUUCAUUUGUGCAGUAUGGUUUGCUAGCCAUGAUUCCACUGCUGCUACUUCCCACAUUGCUAACGCGGUGAAAGUUGGGGUGUAUUUGAUGCACUUACGGUUCCCACUUUGAGAAGUGAAAGAGAGUGAGAUAGAGUUUGUUGAUAAGUGAAAGGGUGGUUUAGCUUCUGUUAAUCUUUAGUCUGUUAACUUCAUUAGAUUCAAGCCAUCCAGCAAGGUGACUAGAUAAUGCCAAAACGAUGUUAAAGCUAGGAUAGGUCCAUGAGUUUGAUCCCUUUUUGACGUAACAUUGUGUUCUUAUUAACCGGUAGUAUGAUAUCUUUGUUGUGAAGCUCCAUGGAUCAAGACAGCUGGAUAUGUUAUACGGUUAUCCAGAAUACACUGGACACUGAAAGCUUGUUAGAUUGUACUACAAUUACUGUUGGCGAUUCUCAGAU
Molecule: messenger RNA, 1742 nt
Organism: Argentina anserina (silverweed cinquefoil)
Lineage: Eukaryota; Viridiplantae; Streptophyta; Magnoliopsida; Rosales; Rosaceae
Exons: 10
Coding region: 105-1376 (423 amino acids)
Biological process (GO): proteolysis; attachment of GPI anchor to protein
Cellular component (GO): GPI-anchor transamidase complex
Molecular function (GO): GPI-anchor transamidase activity
Source: RefSeq, a predicted model, not a curated record